Messenger RNA from Acomys russatus (golden spiny mouse), 5648 nucleotides. It is a transcript of the gene Dmbt1, whose product is annotated as deleted in malignant brain tumors 1. The coding region runs from base 1 to 5562 and encodes 1853 amino acids. The transcript has 36 exons. Gene Ontology annotation, cellular component: membrane. Lineage: Eukaryota; Metazoa; Chordata; Mammalia; Rodentia; Muridae. The record is from RefSeq and is a predicted model, not a curated record.
AUGGGGAUCUCCACAGUCAUCUUCGAAUAUGUCUUUUAUGGGGUCAAGUUGUUUCUACAGGAGUCCCCAGGCUCAGGAGAUGCUUAUGGGCAGUGGAAAGAGGCCUCACCCCUGCUAAGGACACAGGCUGUAUGCUACGAAACGGACACCGACGCUCCUGUAUUGAUGCUGCGCAUGCCUUCCCAUUUGUAUGUCUGGCUCUGUGACCGGUAUUUGCUGAGCAAAUCUGGAGCAACUUCUCCAACCAAUAAUCCCAGAACUGGUUGGUGGUACCCUGGAGGGACAGAAAAUGGUUUGCCUCUGAGGCUGCUGAACGGCGGUGACCGGUGUCAGGGCCGCGUGGAGGUCCUGUACCAAGGCUACUGGGGCACAGUGUGUGACGACACCUGGGACACCCAGGACGCAGAUGUCGUCUGUCGACAGCUCGGCUGUGGCCGCUCUGUAUCAGCACCAGGAGGGGCCCACUUUGGUCAGGGCUCAGGGAACAUUCUCUUGGGAGCUGUGCACUGCUCAGGAUGGGAACCCUACCUGUCCAGCUGUCAGCACGAUGGGUGGUACAACCAUGACUGUGGCCACAGGGAAGACGCCGGAGUCGUGUGUUCAGAUGUCAUCUACCAAACUGAACAAACCUCAUGGGCUACAACAGAGUAUAGGGAGGUGUGCGAGUGUGAGCACUUAGAGAAGCUGGGCUGCGUCCUGCUGCAGAGGGCUUUCCUUGGAGCCGCUAAGGAGAAACUGCCAUGUCUUUCAGGAACAGAUGGUGGUUUGGCCCUGAGGCUGGUGAAUGGAGGAGACAGGUGUCAGGGUCGCGUGGAGAUUCUUUACCAUGGCUCCUGGGGCACCGUGUGUGAUGACAACUGGGACACCAACGAUGCCAAUGUGGUGUGCAGGCAGCUGGGCUGUGGCUGGGCUGUGUCCGCUCCUUUAAAUGCCCGGUUCGGACAGGGCUCAGGGCCCAUUGUCCUGGAUGACGUGGCCUGUACGGGACAUGAGUCCUAUCUGUGGAGCUGCUCCCACCGAGGCUGGCUCUCUCAUAACUGUGGACACCAGGAGGAUGCUGGAGUCAUCUGUUCAGAUUCUCAAGCAAGCAGCCCCACACCUGGUUGGUGGUACCCUGGAGGGACAGAAAAUGAUGUCAUCUACUCAACUGAACAAACCCCGUGGCCUACAACAGAAUGUAAGAUGUUUUAUGUGAUAUCUCUGUGGGGUUCGCAGUGGGACACUCUGAGACACAUCUACCUGUGGCUCUAUGUGGUCUUGUUUCAAGGAGUGUCUGCUGAUGAUUCUCAGUGUCCUGAAGAUGGUCCCCACUUCUCUCCCUGUAGCUUGGCCAGCCCAGGAAGCCAAGUCUCUGGAGCUGCUAAGGAGAAACUGCCAUGUCUUUCAGGAACAGAUGGUGGUUUGGCCCUGAGGCUGGUGAAUGGAGGAGACAGGUGUCAGGGUCGCGUGGAGAUUCUUUACCAUGGCUCCUGGGGCACCGUGUGUGAUGACAACUGGGACACCAACGAUGCCAAUGUGGUGUGCAGGCAGCUGGGCUGUGGCUGGGCUGUGUCCGCUCCUUUAAAUGCCCGGUUCGGACAGGGCUCAGGGCCCAUUGUCCUGGAUGACGUGGCCUGUACGGGACAUGAGUCCUAUCUGUGGAGCUGCUCACACCGAGGAUGGCUCUCUCAUAACUGUGGACACCAGGAGGAUGCUGGAGUCAUCUGUUCAGAUUCUCAAGCAAGCAGCCCCACACCUGAUGUCAUCUACUCAACUGAACAAACCCCUUCUGAGCAGUCAACAGUAGCUUCUGCAACUAAGGAGAAACUGCCAUUUCUUUCAGGUUUGGCCCUGAGGCUGGUGAACGGAGGAGACAGGUGUCAGGGUCGCGUGGAGAUCUUUUACCAUGGCUCCUGGGGCACCGUGUGUGAUGACAGCUGGGACACCAACGAUGCCAAUGUGGUGUGCAGGCAGCUGGGCUGUGGCUGGGCUGUGUCAGCCCCUUCAAGUGCCUGGUUCGGACAGGGCUCAGGGCCCAUUGUCCUGGAUAAUGUGGCCUGUACAGGACAUGAGUCCUAUCUGUGGAGCUGCUCCCACCAAGGCUGGCUCUCUCAUAACUGUGGACACCAUGAGGAUGCUGGAGUCAUCUGUUCAUAUGCUCAAAACCAGAGCACACCCAGGCCAGUGCCCGAGACAGUGUCUACCCCCAGUCCAGGUCAGGGUGCCCAAGAGGCAACAAUGGUGGAGCUUUCAUCCCAUGUUGCUUUAAACCUGAUGUAUGAGCUGCCCAUGUAUUGCACAAGAUACAGUCUCUACACAGGAGCAACUAAGGAGAAACUACCAUGUCUUUCAGGAACAGAUGGUGGUUUGGCCCUGAGGCUGGUGAACGGAGGAGACAGAUGUCAGGGUCGCGUGGAGAUCCUUUACAAGGGCUCCUGGGGCACCGUGUGUGAUGACAUCUGGGACACCAACAAUGCCAAUGUGGUGUGCAGGCAGCUGGGCUGUGGCUGGGCUGUUUCGGCCCCUAUAAAUGCCUGGUUCGGACAAGGCUCAGGACCCAUUCUCCUGGAUAACGUGGUCUGUACAGGACAUGAGUCCUAUCUGUGGAACUGCUCCCACCGAGGCUGGCUCUCUCAUAACUGUGGACACCAUGAGGAUGCUGGGGUCAUCUGUUCAUAUGCCCAAAACCAGAGCACACCCAGGCCAGGUCAGGGUGCCCAAGAGGCAACAAUGGUGGAGCUUUCAUCCCAUGUUGCUUUAAACCUGAUGUAUGAGCUGCCCAUGUAUUGCACAAGAUACAGUCUCUACACAGGAGCAACUAAGGAGAAACUACCAUGUCUUUCAGGAACAGAUGGUGGUUUGGCCCUGAGGCUGGUGAACGGAGGAGACAGAUGUCAGGGUCGCGUGGAGAUCCUUUACAAGGGCUCCUGGGGCACCGUGUGUGAUGACAUCUGGGACACCAACAAUGCCAAUGUGGUGUGCAGGCAGCUGGGCUGUGGCUGGGCUGUUUCGGCCCCUAUAAAUGCCUGGUUCGGACAAGGCUCAGGACCCAUUCUCCUGGAUAACGUGGUCUGUACAGGUCAUGAGUCCUAUCUGUGGAACUGCUCCCACCGAGGCUGGCUCUCUCAUAACUGUGGACACCAUGAGGAUGCUGGGGUCAUCUGUUCAUAUGCCCAAAACCAGAGCACACCCAGGCCAGCAUUUUCAGACACAUGGCCUACUACUCAUCCAGGUUACACCUGCGGAGGUUACCUGACCCAACCCUCUGGGUACUUCUACAGUCCUUACUACCCAGGAAACUAUUCAAACAAUGCCAGAUGUGUGUGGAACAUUGAGGUCUCAAACAAAAGCCAUGUGACUGUGGUCUUCACAGAUGUGCAGCUUGAAGGAGGCUGCAGCUUUGACUAUAUCCUGGUAUAUGAUGGCCCUGAAUACAACUCUCCUCUCAUUGCUCGGGUUUGUGAUGGGUUCAAUGGAUCUUUCACCUCCUCCCGGAACUUCAUGUCUGUGGUUUUCAUCACCGAUGGCAGUGUCACGAGGAGAGGGUUCCAGGCUAACUACUACUCUACACCUGUGAUUAACAGCACCAGUAAGUGCCCUUGUGUGCAUGUGUGUACAUUUGGGACUGAGGAUGUCACUAGGAGCCUUCUUAUCCUUUAUGUCCAGGGUGCACAUAGUUUCACCGCAAGUGCAAGGGAUUGGUCCCCACCAUAUCUGUCAGCUGGGGAGUCAAAGAGACUGGAGAGAGGCUUUUCAGUAUGGGAUCAGGGGGCACCUGACUGCAGUUUUGAUGGAACUUCCCUCAGUGACUGUCACUUUAUCCUAGGAAAUGACUCUUCAUUGGCAUUGAGGCUGGUCAAUGGGUCAAACCGGUGUGAGGGCCGAGUGGAGAUCUGGUACAGAGGCUCAUGGGGCACCGUGUGUGAUGACAGCUGGAACAUCAAUGAUGCCACAGUGGUGUGCAGACAGCUGGGCUGUGGCCAUGCUCUGUCUGCCCAAGGAGAGGCUUGGUUUGGUCAGGGCCCAGGGCCCAUACUCCUGGAUGAUGUGACCUGCUCGGGGCAGGAGUCUCACCUGUGGCAGUGUCAUCACCGUGGCUGGCUUGUCCAUAACUGUGGUCAUCAUGAAGACGCGGGAGUCAUCUGCUCAUUGUCUCAGACAACAUCCACUCCCAGUCCAGGUUGGUGGAGCACGUCAUCUCCUUCCUAUGUGGGUUACAACUGUGGAGGUUUCCUGACUGGACCCUCUGGACACUUUUCCAGCCCAUCUUACCCUGGGAACUAUCCUAACAAUGCCAGAUGUUUGUGGAACAUUGAGGUCCCAAACAACUACCGUGUGACCGUGUUCUUCACAGAUGUGCAGCUGGAAGGCGGCUGCAGCUAUGAUUACAUUGAGAUUUUCGAUGGCCCCCAACACGGUUCUCCUCUCAUUGCUCGGGUUUGUGAUGGGGCCUUGGGCUCGUUCACGUCAACAUCCAACUUCAUGUCGAUUCGCUUCAUCACUGAUCACAGUGUUACUCAAAGAGGGUUCCUGGCCCAGUACUACUCAGAGCAUAACAACAAUGUCACCACUCUUCAGUGUCUGUCACAUCACAUGCAAGCCAGUGUGAGCAGGAACUACCUUCAGUCCAUGGGCUAUUCUGCCAGGGAUCUUGCCAUUCAUGGUUUUAAUACAAGUUACCAGUGUCAGUCCCAGAUAACACAGAGCCGGGUCAUAUUCACAAUUCCCUACACAGGCUGUGGCACUACCAAACAGGUUGACAACGAGACCAUCAACUACUUCAACUUCCUCCAAGCGGCUGUUUCAAGUGGUACCAUCAAAAGGAGAAAGGACCUCUACAUCCAUGUCAGCUGCAAGAUGCUCCAGAACACCUGGGUCAACACCAUGUACAUCACCAACGACACCGUUGAGAUUCAGGAAGUCCAGUAUGCCAAUUUCAAUGUGAACAUUUCCUUUUAUACCUCCUCCUCCUUCUUGUACCCAGUGACCAGCAGGCCAUACUACGUGGACCUGGACCAGAAUUUGUACCUCCAGGCUGAAAUCCUCCAUUCUGAUGCCUCCUUGGCUUUGUUUGUGGACACCUGCGUGGCUUCACCACACCCCAACGAAUUCUCGUCUUUGACAUAUGAUCUCAUCCGGAGUGGAUGCAUUAGAGAUGAGACCUACCGACUCUACUCCUCACCCUCGCCACGCGUCUCCCGCUUUAAGUUCAAUUCCUUCCACUUCCUGAAGCGCUUCCCCUCAGUGUACCUGCAGUGUAAACUGGUCGUGUGCAGAGCGUACGACGCCUCCUCCCGGUGCUCCAGAGGCUGCGUGGUGAGGUCCAAGAGGGAUGCAGGCUCCUACCAAGAAAAGGUGGAUGUUGUCCUGGGACCCAUCCAGUUGCAAUCUCCCAGCAAAGACAAGAGGAGUCUGGACUUGGCGGUGAAGAAUGCAGAGACGCCAGCCAGCUCCCAGGCAGUCUCUCCCACCGCUGCCAUCUUUGGCGGAAUCUUCCUGGCCAUCGUCCUAGCUGUAGCAGUCUUCGUAAUAAGAAGGAGGACGCGCAGUGCCCAUGGCCAACCUCUAAGCACUAAGAUGUGAAGGGAAAACCACCCAGACAUCAGCUUCACAUGCAGAGAUUGCCAGAAAAGAUGGAAGACAUGAGUGUGUAAUGCUUGGCAUCCAGA